Nymphaea colorata (pocket water lily) is the source of this 1882-nucleotide messenger RNA. RefSeq names its product ubiquitin receptor RAD23b-like. Lineage: Eukaryota; Viridiplantae; Streptophyta; Magnoliopsida; Nymphaeales; Nymphaeaceae. Gene Ontology annotation, molecular function: polyubiquitin modification-dependent protein binding; proteasome binding; damaged DNA binding. The coding region runs from base 293 to 1486 and encodes 397 amino acids. The record is from RefSeq and is a predicted model, not a curated record. The transcript has 12 exons. Gene Ontology annotation, biological process: proteasome-mediated ubiquitin-dependent protein catabolic process; nucleotide-excision repair. Gene Ontology annotation, cellular component: cytosol; nucleoplasm.
CGGUAUGGACAGCUGUUUUCUUCCCAAAAGUGGGCCACGUCCGUAUAAGCGAAGCCCCGCCUGCCCAAGCAAGGAACUCUGCGUCUCCCUCUCUCUUUCUGACCCGAGCGGUUCUCUUUUCUAGGGUUUCGUAACUGGCGAUUUUUUUUCCUGGUCGGAAUCGGGAGAUAUAGGCCUAAGCCAAUUUGAUUCCGCAAAUACUUUCGAAAGAGAGUGACAGACUCUUGGUCCUCCAACCGGCGGUUUCCGGCCCCCCUUGGCGGUUAGCGGAGGAAUUCCUCCGACGAUCACGAUGAAGUUGACCGUGAAGACAUUGAAAGGAAGCCAUUUCGAGAUUAAUGUUCAACCCAAUGAUACGGUUAUCGCCGUUAAGAAGCAGAUAGAAGAAAUACAAGGGAAAGAUAACUUUCCAUAUGCGCAGCAGUUGCUGAUUCAUAGUGGCAAGGUCUUGAAAGAUGAGACAACUUUGGAAGACAAUAAAGUUAGUGAAGAUAGUUUCCUGGUUGUGAUGCUCAGUAAGAGUAAAUCCUCUGGGCAAGGUGGAACCUCGUCGAUUCAGCUGGAACAGUCUUCGGCACCAAGUUCUGUUCCUCCUGCUCCUGCUUCUGUUCCUCCUGCUCCUGCUUCUGUUCCUCCUGCUCCCACUCCAUUGCCUGUGCCACAAACCCCUUCAGAAGAAGUGGCCCCUUCAAGCGCAGCAGUUUCUGAUAGAGCCACCGAGGUGACUGCUGAUCCAUAUGGUCAGGCUGCCUCAAACUUGGUUGCAGGUAAUAAUCUUGAGGAAACGAUUCAGCAAUUGAUUGACAUGGGUGGAGGCAGCUGGGACAGGGAGACUGUUACACGUGCACUUCGUGCUGCUUAUAACAAUCCUGAACGAGCUGUUGACUAUUUAUAUUCUGGCAUUCCAGCGACGGCAGAAGUUGCUGUGUCUGUGGCUGGUGUUCCUUCAAGCCAAGCAGGAAGUCAAGCGGCAACUGCUCCCACAGAUGCUGGCGCUACAGGAAAUGCACCCCCUUCUGGAGGGCCUAAUGCAUCUCCACUGAACUUGUUUCCUCAGGGACAAGGUGCUCCUGGACUUGGAACAACUGGUGCUGGGGGUAGUUCUCUAGAUUUCCUCCGGAAUAACCCACAGUUCUUAGCUUUACGAUCCAUGGUCCAGGCAAAUCCGCAGAUUUUACAGCCUAUGCUUCAAGAGCUAAGUAAGCAGAACCCACAGCUUCUAAGGCUGAUCCAGGAGCACCAGGCUGAGUUCCUUCAGUUGAUUAAUGAGCCACUAGAAGGAUCUGAAGGAGAUAUAUUUGAACAGCUCGAGCAGGACAUGCCCCAGUCAAUAAGUGUUACGCCCGAGGAGAGGGAGGCUAUUGAACGACUUGAAGCAAUGGGGUUCGACAGGGCACUCGUCAUUGAGGCAUUUUUGGCAUGUGACAAGAAUGAGGAACUUGCAGUGAACUAUUUGUUAGAAAAUGCUGGUGACUAUGAAGAUUGAUGGUACACUGGAUGAUCUACUGCCUUUCCAGCCGAGUCUGCUCAAUUCAGUUGCUAAUCUGGCGGAAGGAUGGUUUUGUCUUAGCCAUGGACUUUCGAUGGAGUAAGGAUCGUGGUCUGUUCGCUUUUUCAAGGAUGCUUCUUCAACCUCUCCCUAAUCUUUGCCCGUUGAACUUCUGGGUCCAGGUCGAUCUCUCAGUUUUUCUUUUGGGGUUCUCUAUGGUUCUUGUUGUAUGGGUUGGCCUCACGUGCUGUCACUAAUGAAAAUCCUUUGCUAAUUAGGUGCAAUUCCACUAAUAUUGCUUGGUCGACCAUUACUUAUGUAGUUAAAAGACUAGAGAAUGCUCCUUAUGUUUCUUUGAGCUAAAAAAUUUUGCUCUACAAGCACAUAAACACA